AAAUACACUAUUUUCUUAAUAAUGACAAAUUGCAGCAGCAUAGAUUGUAAACAAUGUGUGGAAAUAUUUAGAAUAUAAUCGAUACUUCGACAAUUCAACUAUGAAAUAAAUUCAAACUCAAUUCGGCGAUUGACGGUCGGCCAUUCCUGUGCGAGCAGUUGUGUUUACAAGAUGGCAAUUUUUACGGGCUGACUUGUAUUACAUUGCUGGUGAAAACGAGAAACGAAGCGUCCAAAUAUAGCGGAGAGGUGUGGAUUUUGGGUUUGAGAAAUUCAUUAUUAGUCGAGAAGCGAAGACUAAAAAUAUCGUACGUAAGACGUCGAGUUGGAAACGUCAAUUAGUGCGGGAUUACUCAUGAAUUCAUAAAUGCCAGCUAUGGAGUUACUCUGCGGAGUACAAAUAAAUUCAGAAACAGUGUUGACUGUCACUCUGAACGAUGUAAACUUGAAGACCAAAGUGAAGGAGUUGAAGCGAAGAGCUGAGGAAGAAUGUAACCUACCUAAGGAUUCACUGGAACUUAUUUACUGUGGACUUAUACUAGAGGAUGAUGCUACUGUGGAGUCUAGUGGACUAAAGGAUGGAUCAAUGGUGUAUAUGUUAAAGAAGAAGGAAUGUGAAUCACCAGUGCCAUUUAAACAUAUAUCAGAAGAAAGCAUCCUACAGCUCACAUCAGCAUUCAAGUCUUUCAAUGAGACUUCUACAUUUAGAAGCGCUCUACAUCGCUUGAGUAAAAAGCCAGAUGUGAUAGAGAAUAUUAUUUCAUCUUCCCCAGGAUUGCACAAGGAUCCUGUUGCUCUUUCUAUGCUGCAGGAUCCUGAUUUAAUGACACACUUACAAGAUAUUGAAACUGUGAAAAGGAUCGCGGAACAGCAUCCUGUUUUGAUCGAGGCGGCGCAGAACAUCGCAGCGGCUGUGCACGAGGAAGCACAUAACGCGGCCAGCGGCUCCACUAGUUCGGCUACUGCACGUUCUUACAGCAUGGAUAACCUGACUCUGGAGGAGGAGAUGGCACGCGACAUCGCCAAUUUCUUCUCCACUCAUCCCCUGGCCGACAGUCUGCAGUACCCCGAAUCACCCUCCAACAACUCCCAGGCAUCGUCGCAACAAUCAGACUCAUCAUCCUCUACAUCGACCAGUGCUGGUGGAGGUGGUGUUACUAAUCAAGUACCAGUUAGUAACCAGAGCACCGGCGUGGUCACGUCUCAAAUGUUCAUGGAAGCGAUGAGGCAAGUCGCGCUGACGACCGCCAAUCCGGCGACACAGGUUACGUCUUCCCCGACGGCUUCGGUGCCGACGAUUUCUUCGCAGGCCAACGAUCUGCAGAGACAACUGGCGCAGAUGCACGAAAUGGGCCUCCAAGACGAUGUACUGAACGUACAGGCGCUGCAGUUCACCAAUGGCGAUGUGCAAGCAGCGAUCGAGCUGGUGUUCAGUGGCUUUGGUGAUAACUAAUUGUACAAGGACUCCGGAAUUCAUUGGUAGCUGGAAAACGCGCGGCGCGAAACGACUCCUAGAAAAUCUCCAGAACGAUGGUUCACCUACAUAUUCGUAACGUGAGUCAGUGUUGGAAGCGUACACACGUAAGAUAUGAGACGUUAUCUUUUGUAAUAAUUUCUGUUCAAUUAGGUGUUUACGUUGUUCAUCGCUCCCGCUAACGACGACGGGAUCUGUGGAAUUUUUGUAUCUUUCAAGAAAUCCGUUUUUACAUAUCAGUCUUUCUUCUUUUAGAUCAGAUUACGAUGAAAUAUACGUAUUUUUAUGGAAA
This is a messenger RNA of Odontomachus brunneus, 1765 nucleotides long. RefSeq names its product ubiquitin-like protein 7. Gene Ontology annotation, cellular component: cytosol. The coding region runs from base 367 to 1452 and encodes 361 amino acids. The transcript has 4 exons. Gene Ontology annotation, molecular function: polyubiquitin modification-dependent protein binding. Gene Ontology annotation, biological process: ubiquitin-dependent protein catabolic process. The record is from RefSeq and is a predicted model, not a curated record. NCBI's taxonomy places the organism in Eukaryota, Metazoa, Arthropoda, Insecta, Hymenoptera, Formicidae.